CCUAAUGUCUGGAAAUGAAGAGCGCACUUUCAUUGCCAUCAAGCCUGAUGGAGUGCAGAGGGGACUUAUCGGAGAGAUCAUCAAGCGUUUCGAACAGAAAGGGUUCAAGUUAGUUGCUAUGAAGUUAAUCCAGGCCGAUGAGGAUCUUCUGAGACAGCACUACUGUGACCUAAAGGAUCGGCCUUUCUUCCCUGGGCUUGUCAGUUAUAUGUCCUCUGGCCCUGUGGUUGCUAUGGUGUGGGAGGGUUUUAACGUUAUAAAAACCGGCAGAGUAAUGCUCGGAGAGACUAAUCCCAUUGACUCCAAGCCUGGGACUAUCCGAGGUGACUUUUGCAUUCAGGUUGUCCGGAACAUCAUUCACGGCAGUGAUUCUGUCGAAAGUGCCAACGCUGAGAUCAACCUGUGGUUCAAACCAGAUGAGAUCUGUGACUACACCAAAUGUCAGGACAGCUGGCUCAAUGGCUGAACACCUUUUCUUUUGCACUUUUCUCUCUCUUUGGUGUUUCUGCUUGGAUUCCAUUUUCAUUUUUUCCACAGUUUCUGGUGUUUGUAUUUACAAUAAAACAAGAAAUCCUGU
This is a messenger RNA of Megalobrama amblycephala (Wuchang bream), 577 nucleotides long. It is a transcript of the gene nme2a, whose product is annotated as NME/NM23 nucleoside diphosphate kinase 2a. NCBI's taxonomy places the organism in Eukaryota, Metazoa, Chordata, Actinopteri, Cypriniformes, Xenocyprididae. Gene Ontology annotation, molecular function: nucleoside diphosphate kinase activity. The record is from RefSeq and is a predicted model, not a curated record. Gene Ontology annotation, biological process: GTP biosynthetic process; CTP biosynthetic process; UTP biosynthetic process.